Molecule: messenger RNA, 975 nt
Organism: Ascoidea rubescens DSM 1968
Lineage: Eukaryota; Fungi; Ascomycota; Saccharomycetes; Ascoideales; Ascoideaceae
Gene: MRS2
Product: Mrs2p
Exons: 2
Biological process (GO): mitochondrial magnesium ion transmembrane transport
Cellular component (GO): mitochondrial inner membrane
Molecular function (GO): magnesium ion transmembrane transporter activity
Source: RefSeq, a predicted model, not a curated record
AACAAUAACUACGUUAGUUGCACUAUUUUUGAUAUCAAUGGCAACAUAACUGCAAUCUCAAAAAAAUUUCCUAAAAUGUCCUUUUUAGAAAACAAUAACUUAUACCCAAGAGAUUUAAGAAACAUUGAUACCUCAGCUGUAGACAUUGUUCCCUCGAUUGUCAUUAGAAAAAACUGCAUCCUUAUAAAUUUAUUAUACAUAAAGGCUAUAAUUCAAAAAAACCAGGUAAUGAUCUUUGAUAUAUCUCCAACAAAUCAAUCCUCAAUCUCAAAAUUAGGUUUAUUCAUGUAUGAUUUGGAAGAUCUUAACAAAAAUUAUCAUCAAAAUUAUGAAUUUAGAGUCCUUGAAACAAUCCUAAUAAAUAUCAUGUCUUCCUUAGAAACUGAAUUAAACAAUCAUUUAAAAGUUUCAUCCUCAAUCUUGAAGGAUUUAGAAAACCAAAUCGAUAGAAUCAAACUAAAGAAUUUAUUAAUCAAUUCUAAAUCUUUAACUGCAUACUAUCAAAAAUCUUUAUUAAUCAGAGAAGUAUUAGACGAAUUAUUAGAAAAUGAUGAAGAUUUACAAAAAAUGUAUCUAUCUGAUAAUAAUAAUCCCAAUAUGGCUAAUAGCAAUGAAAAUUUCACUGAAAUCGAAAUGUUAAUUGAAAGUUAUUAUAAACAAUGUGACGAAUUUGUCCAACAAGCUGGCUCUUUGAUAUCUGACAUUAAAUCAACCGAAGAAAUUGUAAACAUCAUUUUGGAUGCCAAUAGAAACUCUCUAAUGUUAUAUGAAUUGAAACUAACCAUUUACACCUUAGGAUUCACUGUUGCAACUACAAUCCCUGCAUUUUAUGGAAUGAAUUUGAAAAACUUCAUAGAGGAUUCAAUUUACGGUUUCAGUUCAGUUGUAGGUAUAUCAAUCUUAUCUGCAAUUGGUAUAGUGGCCAUAAGUUUUAAUAAAUUAAGAACUGUUCAAAAACUAACAAUGAUGUUGGGU